UGCCCAUGCUGGUGAGAUACCCUCGGCAAAGAUAUCUGCAGGCCGCUCGCCGGCGGCGGCAUAGCCAGUCGAACUCUUGCCGGAGGUGAAACCCGAUGGAGGGGAGCAGCAGCGGCAAGCACUUCAUGCUCGUCCACGGCCUCUGCCACGGCGCGUGGUGCUGGUACAAGCUGGUGCCGAUGCUCCGCGCCGCCGGGCACCGGGUCACCGCGCUCGACAUGGCCGCGUCCGGCGCGCACCCGGCCCGCAUGGACGAGGUGGCGUCCUUCGAGGACUACUCGCGGCCGCUGCUCGACGCCGUGGCCGCGGCGCCGGCCGGCGAGAGGCUGGUCCUGGUCGGGCACAGCCUCGGCGGGCUCAACAUCGCGCUCGCCAUGGAGAGGUUCCCGUGCAAGGUCGCCGCGGCCGUGUUCCUGGCCGCGUGCAUGCCGUGCGUCGGCAGUCACAUGGGUGUCACCACGGAGGAGAUCAUGAGACGGAUCAAGCCGGAUUUCUUCAUGGACAUGAAGAGGAUGGCUCUGAACACGAGCCAGGGCCCUCGACCUGCACUCGUGUUUGGCCCGAAAUUAUUGGCAGCAAAACUGUACGACAAGAGCUCAGCUGAGGAUCGGACGCUGGCUACGAUGCUGGUGAGACCGGGGUGCCAGUUCCUAGAUGACCCCACGAUGAAGGACGAGGCGCUGCUCACCGACGCCAACUACGGGUCGGUGAAGAAGGUGUACGUGGUGGCCAUGGCCGACGCCUCAAACUCCGAGGCGAUGCAGCGCUGGAUGGUCGACGACCUGAACCCCGGCACGGAGGCCGAGGAGAUCGCCGGAGCUCUGUGGUGUCCUGCUCCGGAUCGCCGACAAGUAUGAAUGAAUUGAUUGCCCACACAGUUGAGACUUGUACAACGUAAUAUCUUCGCUGAGAGUUAAGUUGGUCCUAUAAUACAUUUUUUUUUCUCAAAUACGCACAAGCAUGCGUAUCGUAUAUUAAAGAAAGAUACAAAAGCGUUUUUAACACUCCGUACCAUAAGAUGGAGUACACCUUUUAAGAAAAACCUUGUUGUUUGUUACUACUUCUUUUCUUAGUAGGCGAUGUUUUGUGGUUGUGCACAUCUGUCUGUGAGGUUUGCGUUCGCCCUUCUUUAUCUAUAAAGGCUUGCCUUACAUGCCAGACUGAA
This is a messenger RNA of Triticum dicoccoides, 1165 nucleotides long. RefSeq names its product probable esterase PIR7A. The coding region runs from base 96 to 857 and encodes 253 amino acids. Gene Ontology annotation, biological process: jasmonic acid metabolic process; salicylic acid metabolic process. Gene Ontology annotation, molecular function: methyl indole-3-acetate esterase activity; methyl jasmonate esterase activity; methyl salicylate esterase activity. The transcript is spliced from 3 exons. The record is from RefSeq and is a predicted model, not a curated record. NCBI's taxonomy places the organism in Eukaryota, Viridiplantae, Streptophyta, Magnoliopsida, Poales, Poaceae.